UCCACAUUCCGUGCUUAUGCUCUGGGCUGUAAACUGUAUGUGUGCUCUGGACAGCUGGACAAGAAGCAACUUUUGGACCAAACUUCUCCACUGAAAUAACAACUGAACUGAUCACGAUACCCUCUGUAGCUGAUAACACUUUAUUUGCAGAAAUGGACACUGAAGUAGGAUCAAUCUCAGACAACUACGAAACCCUUAAUGUCCUGGGAGAGGGAGGCUACGGAAAGGUCGUAGGAUGUUACAAACGGGACACCAAGGAAGUUGUGGCUGUGAAAGUCUUAAAAAAAACAAGUUUUUCAGAGCACUACGACCGAAGGGAGAUGUUCAUCUUGGAAAUGCUCCGAUGUUUGGACCCUGAUGAGUCCAGGAUCGUCAAAUGCUUUGAGUGGUACCACGGAAAAGAAACUGCCUACAUGGUGUUUGAGAUGCUGGACAUCAGCAUCCAUCGCUUGAUGUCUCAGAGAAAAUGGGCUCCUUUGCCAUUGGAUGGCAUAAGGACCAUCAUCAAAGAUUUGGCCACAGCAUUAGCUGCCCUGAGGAGUGUCGGUCUGAUCCAUACAGAUUUGAAGUUGGACAACAUCAUGCUGGUGGAUCACGAGAAGCAGCCGUUCAGGGUGAAGCUCAUUGACUUUGGCUUGGCUCUGCAGAAAUCUGAAACCUGGCUUGGACAAGUUGUUCAGCCUUUGCUGCACAGGUCUCCUGAAGUCAUUCUGGGCCACCCAUUCUCUGAGGCCAUUGACGUCUGGGCUCUCGGCACAAUAAUGGCCAAGCUCUCCCUCGGCUGUUCACUUUUCCCGGGGGUUCAUGAGUAUGAUGUGCUGCGUUACAUCACUGACCUCCUGGGUGAAGUUCCGAAGAAACUUGUGAAGGCUGGGAGAAGGACAAAGCUCUACUAUCAAGGAAGAGCAAAUUUCUUCAUGAACACGGAAUGGACAAUGAAGACGCCAGAACAGUUUUCCAAGGAAACCAGCCAGAGAACAGAAGAACACAGGGCAUACCAGGCUCCCUCUCUGAAAGAGCUGACAGCGAUGAACAUACUCCGAGGAAACAAGGAAGAGGAGGCUGAUAGGAGCGCUUGUUUUGACUUGAUGGACAAAAUGCUUCAGAUGGAUCCCAAGGAGAGGAUUACCCCAAACAAAAUCCUGGCACAUCCAUUCAUAACGGGGAGCUACGUCAACAAUGGGUGUCCCCAGGCUGUGGAGAAGAAAUCCCACCAUCCAAGGGUUGAGAAAUCCAACUCUCCAAAGGAUGAGGAAUACAACUCUCCAAAGGAUGAGGAUGCUAGAGACUCAGAAUCGGUCAGUGAUUCGACUGAUAGCGGCCUCUCUAGUAACAAAGACAGCCCAUUUGAGGACUUGGACAGCGUGAUCAUCCCAUUGGCUCCUCAAAACAGUCCAGAAUCCUUUCACACACCUGCGGCCAUUGAGCCCAAGAAGAGGGAGAAGAGAGGAAUUCGAAGAUUCUUGUCCACCUUGAAGAGGAACGUUUUCUGCUGCUUCUGUGCGCCAAAGAACGGCGAUGAAUGAAGCAGUAAAUAAAUAAAUAUCUUUAUGCAAUAA
This is a messenger RNA of Sebastes umbrosus (honeycomb rockfish), 1559 nucleotides long. RefSeq names its product homeodomain-interacting protein kinase 1-like. The record is from RefSeq and is a predicted model, not a curated record. Lineage: Eukaryota; Metazoa; Chordata; Actinopteri; Perciformes; Sebastidae. Gene Ontology annotation, molecular function: protein tyrosine kinase activity; protein serine/threonine kinase activity; ATP binding. The coding region runs from base 153 to 1526 and encodes 457 amino acids. The transcript has 11 exons. Gene Ontology annotation, biological process: peptidyl-serine phosphorylation; peptidyl-threonine phosphorylation. Gene Ontology annotation, cellular component: nucleus; cytoplasm.